CACAAUCGAAUCUGGCAAAGGUUCGUCUUCUAUUCUUCACACGCAAACGAGAAUCGUCUAGAUCUGCCUUCAUCACUUUGAACCUCUCUGAUUUGUCCUCGUGUACAUCCGUCUGAGUGUGAAUGGGUUUCACGAGUUUGGGGAAUUCACGAGGACGUGAUUCGUUCCUGCCACUUCUUCCCUCUAAUUUUCAACUUUAGUCAUCCAGUUUUAACACCCAAUCAUUCAAGGUGUCCCCAACGGCUCAACUGGAUAAUCAGUGACGGACGAUGGGAAAUUUCAAAGCGGCGGCCUUGCUGGCUGUGGCGGCCAUCCUCGGCGUCUCUUCAUUUGCUUCCCAACACCACGGACCUAGUCCCGAUUUACCCGAUUUCCGGCAACCCAACGAUAGCGUUUUGGAAGAGUCGAUGGUCAGGUUCAACCACAACGUCGCCCGCAAUUUUUCUUCGCUGGUGUUUGACGUGACGCGAGGGCAACUUAUCGUGGCCGCAAGGGACUAUCUAUUUCGCUUGAGCUUGGACGGAUUGGCUCUCUUGGAAGAAUCACGCUGGCCAGCCGAUGACAAAGCGGUCGACGACUGCCAAAAAAACGACCAACGGGAAGACGACUGUCACAACUUCAUCCGCGUUCUGCACGUCCACGGUGAUCGACUUCUGGCGUGCGGGACCAACGCCUUCACUCCUCGCUGCUCCUGGCGUCCGCUCAAGGCCAUCAGCAACAUCUCGGAAUGUUUUCCGUGCCUUGCCAGAUGUCCGCAUAGCCCUCACAGUCACAUGAGCAGUUUCCUGUCGAGCAGACCGGCUGAUGGCACUGCUGAUUUGUUUAUCGGUUCGCCGACAGACUUGUCCAGCCAGGAGGUGGCCAUCUUCCGGCUGCCUUUGAAUUCGUCCGUUUCCAGCACAUCGGCUGACAGUUUCAUUGCCGGCCCGCAGCUCGGGCAUUUGAGGACGUUGCCAAGCAAGGUCAACUGGCUGGACGCUGCCGAAUUUGUGGCGUCGGUAGAAGUGGACCAGUUUGUCUUUUUCUUUUUCCGAGAGGUGGCCGUCGAGGUCAGCAACUGCGGCAAGGCCGUUUACUCCCGUGUGGCCCGGGUCUGCAAGAACGACAUGGGCGGUGGCCAGCAGCAGAGGCUCAAAGACAGUACGUGGACGACCUUUGUCAAAGCCCGGCUCAAUUGCUCAGUGCCGGCUGAUUAUCCGUUCUACUACGAUCACAUUCAGAGUGUCGCCUACGUGGAAGAGGAGCGGCUCUUUUACGCCGCCUUCACAACAGCCGAAAAUUCAAUUGCUGGAUCGGCCGUUUGCUCCUUCACCCUGGAUGCGAUACAAGAAUCGUUCGCCGGUCCGUUCAAAAUCCAGUCGAGUCCCAAUUCGACCUGGGAGAGUGUCAACUCGACUCACGUCCACUCGCAUUGCAAUUCUGAUGACACGAGCAGUUCCAGCAGUUCUAGCAGAUCCUUGGUGGAAGCUGGAAAGUAUCAGCUGAUGGAUCGAGCUGUCCAAUCUCGACCCAGAAAAUACGGACGUGGACCGCUGAUCCAGCUCGAUUCGGUACGAUUCAACCACAUCGCCGUCGACGUGGUCGCCACUAAAAAUCAUUCGUCCAUUCACGUCCUCUACGUGGCAUCUCGAGACGGUUUCGUUCGCAAAUAUUCCGUCUUUCCCGGGACUCAGGAACGCUGUCUGGUCGAAAUUGUCGAUCCUUUUGCCCGGUUGAGCCAUCAACCGGCUGACCGCCAGAUCAAAACGAUGCAAUUCCUUAAAGUGCAGAACGCGCUGUACAUUGGAACGGAAAACGAGGUGAUCCGACUGGCCAGUCAACGAUGCAAGCGAUUCGCCAACAGGACGCAGUGUCUCGAUUUCGUGGAUCCUUACUGCGGAUGGCAGUCGCAACUGGGCGAGUGUUCGCCUCCACCCGACAAUAAUCCACACGCCUCCUGUUGGGAGCAGCAAACCCUCACCACCUGCCCCACAUCCAUCUCUCCAGAAGAAAAAGGCGUCAACGGCGAAUCUUCUACGAUUGUCGGAGGUGGAGGCGUUUGUGGCUGCAACGAGAGUUCCAUCAUCGCCAAACUGGCCGAGCAAGUCAAACAGGGAGCGCCGGGUCCGCCGGGCGUUGACGGCAAACCUGGCACGACGGGCAUUCCGGGAGCUCAAGGUCAGAUGGGACCGACUGGACCUGAAGGCCCAGCUGGAGAGAAAGGAGAACGCGGAGAUGUCGGCCCAGUUGGCAAAGAAGGUCCUUUUGGGCCGAAAGGUGAGCCCAGUCGUGAUGGAUCACGCGGUGAUCUAGGAAAACCUGGACAGCCUGGACCACCGGGUGUGUCCAGCGGACCACUGGUCCUCGAAGGAGCUCAAGGUCAGACGGGACCGACUGGACCUGAAGGCCCAGCUGGAGAGAAAGGAGAACGCGGCGAUUCCGGGCCGGUUGGCAAAGAAGGGCCUUCUGGACCCAAAGGCGAGCCCGGUCGAGAUGGACCGCCUGGUGAUCUAGGUAAACCUGGGCUACCAGGUACCAAAGGAGAUCGAGGAACCGACGGGGAAAUGGGUCCUACAGGCGACACUGGCGAGCCGGGAUUGCCAGGAACGAAAGGCGAAAUUGGCCCUGCGUGUCCAGUCGGUCCUUCGGUUAUUUCCAGUGUCGAAGGAGCCAAAGGAAAUCAAGGAGAUCGAGGCAAACGGGGCAAGCCAGGUCCUCCUGGACCUCCUGGACCUCCAAGCGAACCGUCCAAAUCAGGCAAAUUAACCGAAACAAAACUUAACAAACUAAACAAAUAAUAUUAACACUCUUUUCCUCUUGACCUGCCUUAAAU
Messenger RNA from Daphnia pulex (common water flea), 2812 nucleotides. Its product is annotated as semaphorin-5A-like. Gene Ontology annotation, biological process: neural crest cell migration; positive regulation of cell migration; negative regulation of axon extension involved in axon guidance. Gene Ontology annotation, molecular function: semaphorin receptor binding; chemorepellent activity. The record is from RefSeq and is a predicted model, not a curated record. The transcript is spliced from 12 exons. NCBI's taxonomy places the organism in Eukaryota, Metazoa, Arthropoda, Branchiopoda, Diplostraca, Daphniidae. Bases 270 to 2777 code for a protein of 835 amino acids.